This is a messenger RNA of Uloborus diversus, 438 nucleotides long. RefSeq lists its product as uncharacterized. Lineage: Eukaryota; Metazoa; Arthropoda; Arachnida; Araneae; Uloboridae. The transcript has 4 exons. The record is from RefSeq and is a predicted model, not a curated record. Bases 5 to 319 code for a protein of 104 amino acids.
UACGAUGAAAACAUUACCCAUAACCAUGCGUGUCUACUUUGCACUUCUGGCUCUGUCACUUCUGGCAAUCACUGAAGCUCAAGUUGCACAGAUGUUUUGUAACGAAUGCACAGACGACCAAUGUUGUGUCAGACUAAUGACAGCUGGAGUUUGUAGGGCUAAGGGCAAAGAAGGCGACGCUUGUAGAGGUGAUACUUUGUAUGCCAACAUGAUGAUGUGUCCAUGCGGUGCAGGACUUCGAUGUGGAGAUGAUAAGACCUGUGUUCCUAUGGACGGUUCUACUGACUCUAAUGGUGGCUCAAAUGAAUCACAGCAAUAAGCUUAAGAAGCAUUCGUCAACAAUUCCAAAGGUUGCAGUGUAUUCUGAUUUUGAGCAAAAAUAAACGAUAUUUCAAAACCAAUUUUCCAUAGCAAAUGAAAUGUUUCGAUCUUUCUUUA